Molecule: messenger RNA, 2256 nt
Organism: Alternaria rosae
Lineage: Eukaryota; Fungi; Ascomycota; Dothideomycetes; Pleosporales; Pleosporaceae
Product: major facilitator superfamily domain-containing protein
Exons: 4
Coding region: 415-2169 (584 amino acids)
Biological process (GO): transmembrane transport
Molecular function (GO): transmembrane transporter activity
Source: RefSeq, a predicted model, not a curated record
CCGUACCAACGACUCCACACCAUCUGUCCGUUCCAAAAGAUUUUUUGACAGGGGCGGCGCCGGGGAGAGCUGGAGUAUAUGAGGGGCCAUGACCCUCCUCCAGGACCGAGCUCGUGUAACUCUUGUCAUCAAUUUCCUGCGACCCUGUAGUCGCGGAAGCUUGCCAUAUCCAAUAUACAAGCUUUUCCAAGCCUCACAAGCCUUUAGCAUCCUGCUUGGGUGAAGACGCCGUGACGGUUCGACACACGACAAAACCACCAGAUUACAGCAACAUCGACGACUCGACGACCCUGGACAGCACCAUCCCAAUCGCGACUGCCCCAUUAUCGCACCCCUCUUUACCAUUGCGCCAACCCCAAGCAACAACUCCACGCCUAUCCUCCAUCGCGCUACCACCGCUAUCAUUACGCCAAGAUGGUCCGAACUAUGUUUGUGAAUCCCUUCAAGGCUCAUCAUGUCGACGAAUUCCCCGGCGUCCAUGUGCCUCUUGAUGAUUCCACCCAUCGCGCUUCUGUAGCUUCCACCCACCCACGCGCCUCCCUCGCUGCAACAGAGAAAACGACCAAAGACGACAAACCAGAAGAUGGCCUCACGCGCCCUGACAGUAAUGCAUCUAGUGGUGUUGUUAACCAUGGCUUGACAGUUGCAGCAUUGAAGGCAGAGAUUGAAGCAGAGGUCGCUGCUUCAGACAACGACACGCCAUAUGACCGCAAAUCCAAGGUUAUUAACAAAGCCUUGCAAGAUAUGGGCAUGGGCCGUUAUCAAUGGCAGCUUUUUGCCCUUUGCGGUGGCGGUUGGAUGGCCGACAACUUGUGGCUGCAGGGUGUUGCUCUUACACUACCACAACUCAGCGUUGAGUUCGGUGUCAGUGAGACGGAAGUCAGAUACACCACACUGGCGCUCUUCCUUGGUCUCUGCAUCGGCGCUUCCUUCUGGGGUACCGCUUCUGACAUUAUCGGUCGCCGUCUCGCUUUCAACUUUACUCUUUUCCUCGCUGGUGUCUUUGGUCUUGCAUCCGGCGGCGGGCCCAACUGGAUCGGCACAUGCGCACUCUACGCUUGCAUUGGUCUUGGUGUCGGUGGUAACCUCCCAGUUGACGGCGCUUUGUUCCUUGAAUUCCUGCCUCAAACAUCGGGAAACCUCCUUACGCUCCUUUCCAUCUUCUGGCCCGUCGGUAACUUGGUUGCCUCGCUUCUGGCUUGGGCUUUCAUUCCCAACUUCUCAUGCGCCGACGGUACUCCCAUCGGACAGUGCAGAAUGGAAGACAACAUGGGCUGGCGAUAUCUCAUUCUGACUCUCGGCGCGAUCACAUUCUUCAUGUUCAUCUGCCGCUUCUUCCUCUUCCAUCUUUACGAGUCACCCAAGUUCCUAUUGUCUCGCGGUCGUCAGGCUGAGGCUGUCGCCACCGUUUAUGGUAUUGCGCACUACAACAAGACGCACACUUGGCUCACCGAGGACAUUCUCAACCAAAUCGGUGGCGACCAGGAAGUCACCGGAGAAGACAUCAAGCUCGGCGUCUUCGAAAUCGUCAAGCGCUCCCUUAGCCGUUUCUCGAUGAAGCGCUUCAAGACCCUUUUCCAGGACAAGAAGAUUGGUCUCACCACCGCACUGCUUUGGUUCCAAUGGUCGACCAUCGGUAUGGCUUACCCGCUUUUCAAUGCUUUCCUCCCACAGUACCUGAAGAACUCGGGCGGUGGCGUUGAGAACGACAUCAGCAUCGUUUACCGUAACUACGCCAUCACCGCCAUCGUCGGUGUCCCCGGAUCCAUCCUCGCUUGCUACACUGUCGACCUCAAGUACGUUGGCCGCAAGGGCACAAUGGCCGUCGCCACCGUCAUCACUGGUGUUUUCGUCUUCCUCUUCACCAUCUCUUCCGAUUCCGACUUCCAGCUCGCUUUCACUUGUCUCGAGGCUUUCUUCCAGAACAUCAUGUACGGUGUCUUGUACGCGUACACACCUGAGGUGUUCCCCGCCCCAAUCCGUGGCACUGGUACUGGAAUGAGCAGUUUCUUGAACCGUGUUGCUGGACUUUGCGCGCCUAUUGUUGCUAUUCAAGCGGGUGGAAGUAACCCCAAGGCGCCAAUCUACGCCAGUGGUGGAUUAUUCAUUGCGGCCUUUUUCAGUAUGUUGGUGCUGCCAAUUGAGACGAGAGGCAAGCAGACUUUGUAGAUGGUACGCAUUAAGUACUUUGACGGCAGGACCGUAUGGUGUAGUUGCAUGGUAUCAUAUACCGCUAAGAAAUGACAACUAUCCACU